UCAAGCGGAAGUCGAAGGAGAACGUUCUUCAGAGGAAGAGUGCGGCUGCAAUGGCUGGAAACUGGAACGUAAACAUUGUGGUUGUUGGCUGCGGGAUAGCGGGGAUAGCAGCGGCUCACCGGCUCAUUAAGUCUGGGUUCACUAAUGUCCGGAUACUGGAAGCGACCGGAAGAAGCGGAGGACGAAUCAAAACAGGCAGACUUGGCGAUAAAAUCAUCGAGAUUGGGGCCAACUGGAUCCAUGGACCCUCUGAGGAGAACCCAGUGUUUUGCUUGGCCCGCCAGUACGGGCUCCUGGACCCCGAGGCCCUGACCCCAGAGAACCAGGCCUUUGACCCUGAAGGAGAUCACCCCUGGGUUUACAACUUCUUCAGCAGUUCAGGUCGGAAGAUCAACGUGGAGGACGUCUAUCCGGCUCAGGAGUUGUUUGCUGAGCUGCUGAGCGAAUGCUCGGAGUUUCAGAAUCAUCAAGGAGAGCCUUGUGCCAGCGCGGGAGACUUCAUCCGCUCAGAGGUGAGACGACGGGCUGCAGAGAAAUGGAAAGAUAUCGACUCAGCCACCAGAUCGCUGCGACUGUGUGUGAUCAGUAGCAUGUUGAAGAGGGAGUGCUGUGUUAAUGGGGCGCACAGCAUGGGUGAGCUGGGUCUGGGGGCCUUUGGCCAAUACAAGAUCCUCCCUGGAUUGGACUGUACGUUCCCAGGUGGCUAUGAAGGUCUCAUUACAAACUUGAUGUCAGAGCUCCCAGAUGGUUUAGUGAGCUACAACCGACCUGUGCGGUGUGUCCACUGGAGCAACACAGAGGAGACACUAAACUCUGUAACGGUGGAGUGUGAGGAUGGAGAAAGGAUUGCAGCGGAUCACGUUAUCCUAACGGUGCCUUUAGGAUACCUAAAGAAACAUCAUUCGAGCCUCUUCCAGCCUCCUCUGCCUCUCCACAAGCUGCACUCCAUCCAGAGACUCGGCUUUGGAACUAACAACAAAAUAUUUGUGGAGUUUGACGAGCCGUGGUGGGAUGCCGACUGUGACGCCAUUCAGCUGGUGUGGGAUGAUGAGGAUGCUUUGGUGGAUCAGGUCCCAGAUGUGCACAGAUCCUGGAUAAAGAAGCUGUUUGGCUUCACUGUGCUCAAACCCACUGAAAGGUAUGGCCAUCUUGUCUGCGGCUGGAUCGCAGGGCAUGAGUCUGAGCACAUGGAGACACUGUCUGAGCAAGAGGUGACGCAUGCCGUCACACAGCUCAUCCGCAGAUUCACAGGGAAUCCUUCGAUCGCCCCGCGGAGAAUCCUGCGCUCCCAGUGGUUCCAUGACCCCUGGACAAACGGAUCUUACAGCCACCUGGCACUGGGCUGCUCAGAGCAGGAUCUGAAGAACAUGAUGGAGCCUCUGCCACUGAAUGGAUCGAAAGCACAGCCCCUGCAGGUGCUGUUCGCCGGAGAGGCAACGCAUCUCUGCUACUUCUCCACCGUCCAUGGAGCGCUUCUCACUGGGUGGAGAGAAGCCGACAGACUCGUCUCGCACUACUCCUGUAAUCCCUCCGAGCGCCUAACGUCCAAGCUUUAAAAGUGCCACACUGUUGCCACAAUAAAGCAAUUUAGAAAACUUAAUAAAGUCAUAUGAGACUUA
Messenger RNA from Fundulus heteroclitus (mummichog), 1619 nucleotides. Its product is annotated as peroxisomal N(1)-acetyl-spermine/spermidine oxidase. The record is from RefSeq and is a predicted model, not a curated record. The coding region runs from base 51 to 1556 and encodes 501 amino acids. Gene Ontology annotation, molecular function: polyamine oxidase activity. NCBI's taxonomy places the organism in Eukaryota, Metazoa, Chordata, Actinopteri, Cyprinodontiformes, Fundulidae. The transcript has 10 exons.